Perognathus longimembris pacificus (Pacific pocket mouse) is the source of this 1429-nucleotide messenger RNA. RefSeq names its product actin alpha 1, skeletal muscle (gene Acta1). NCBI's taxonomy places the organism in Eukaryota, Metazoa, Chordata, Mammalia, Rodentia, Heteromyidae. Bases 111 to 1244 code for a protein of 377 amino acids. Gene Ontology annotation, cellular component: actin filament; stress fiber; striated muscle thin filament. The record is from RefSeq and is a predicted model, not a curated record. Gene Ontology annotation, biological process: skeletal muscle thin filament assembly. The transcript has 7 exons.
GACAGGCGGCCACGCAGCAGACGGCCGAGUGGAGCUCGCUGCCCUCCCGCGGUGACCAGGGCCUAGCCAGAGCGCAGCCGGUGUAGCCGCCCGCCCAGCCAUCGGACACCAUGUGCGACGAAGACGAGACGACCGCCCUCGUGUGCGACAACGGCUCCGGCCUGGUGAAAGCGGGCUUCGCCGGCGACGACGCGCCCCGGGCGGUGUUCCCGUCCAUCGUGGGCCGCCCCCGGCACCAGGGCGUCAUGGUGGGCAUGGGGCAGAAGGACUCGUACGUGGGCGACGAGGCCCAGAGCAAGAGGGGCAUCCUGACCCUGAAGUACCCCAUCGAGCACGGCAUCAUCACCAACUGGGACGACAUGGAGAAGAUCUGGCACCACACCUUCUACAACGAGCUGCGCGUGGCCCCCGAGGAGCACCCCACCCUGCUCACCGAGGCCCCCCUGAACCCCAAGGCCAACCGCGAGAAGAUGACCCAGAUCAUGUUUGAGACCUUCAACGUGCCCGCCAUGUACGUGGCCAUCCAGGCGGUGCUGUCUCUCUACGCCUCCGGCCGUACCACGGGCAUCGUGCUGGACUCCGGCGACGGCGUCACCCACAACGUGCCCAUCUACGAGGGCUACGCGCUGCCGCACGCCAUCAUGCGCCUGGACCUGGCCGGCCGCGACCUCACCGACUACCUGAUGAAGAUCCUCACCGAGCGUGGCUACUCCUUCGUGACCACCGCCGAGCGCGAGAUCGUGCGCGACAUCAAGGAGAAGCUGUGCUACGUGGCCCUGGACUUCGAGAAUGAGAUGGCCACCGCCGCCUCCUCCUCCUCCCUGGAGAAGAGCUACGAGCUGCCCGAUGGGCAGGUCAUCACCAUCGGCAACGAGCGCUUCCGCUGCCCGGAGACGCUCUUCCAGCCCUCCUUCAUCGGCAUGGAAUCGGCGGGGAUCCACGAGACCACCUACAACAGCAUCAUGAAGUGCGACAUUGACAUCCGCAAGGACCUGUACGCCAACAACGUCAUGUCCGGGGGCACCACCAUGUACCCCGGGAUCGCUGACCGCAUGCAGAAGGAGAUCACGGCGCUGGCCCCGAGCACCAUGAAGAUUAAGAUCAUCGCCCCCCCGGAGCGCAAGUACUCCGUGUGGAUCGGCGGCUCCAUCCUGGCCUCGCUGUCCACGUUCCAGCAGAUGUGGAUCACCAAGCAGGAGUACGACGAGGCGGGGCCCUCCAUCGUGCACCGCAAAUGCUUCUAGGCAGCGCAGGCUGGGGAACGGCCCGCCCGCGCCGGCUCCCGCGCGCCAUCUCCAUCGUACCUGACGUUCGUGUCGUGUACACACCUUAACUGUUUUACCUCAUUUUGUUAUUUUUAAAUCGAAGCCCUGUGGAAGGAAAUGGAAAUCUUGAAGCAUUAAAGCCAACCUUUCUGAUUGCUGCGGAA